AAUUUUCCUUUAUUGUAUGAUCCAAAAGAUAUACAGGUGUCCAGGAAAUUAAAUGGAAAGAACGAGCAUUUGUUCAGUGAGAAGCUAAAUGAAAACUCAAACAAUUGAAAACGAAGUGACAACAUUUUGACAUGAGAUGUUUCAUUCCAUUUGAGCAAAAAUAACUCCAAUAUAGUAGACAGACAGUAGUUUAUUAUGCUCCAAUUAAAUCUGUAGAAAAAAGCCUGCAUGUUAUAUUUUCUUUUGCACACCUCCUCCCCAAUAAAUUGAGGUAGCAACUCAACACGUGUGGCUAUAUUCUUCUCUGGUCUUAGUGCAGUUGAGUAGGCUAUUUAGAGCUUGAAGUAUUGACUGCUCGASUGUGCUCUCUACCGCUCAGUGCGCGCUGUCCAUACAUCAAAAUACACUUCUAUACAAAUCUCUCUCUCUCUCUCUCCUAUGCUGACUUUUUGAUUUUUACAGUGCAGGAUACGGACUCAUUCAUUUGGAAACACGUUCAUGUGAGAGASGAGAGAGGCGCGUUUACCGGGAGAUGGGAAAAAGUAUCAGGCAGCGCAUAGACAACACAGAAUUUGACUAAUGUGCGUGGAGAGCAACUUUUUAACGACACUAUAGCUGUAAAGGUUAAUUGAACAAUAACUGAAUAUGCAUCUAAAGCGCAUCUUCAGUCUCCUCCAUCAGUUAUGUUUUCUUGGAGCAUUUGCCAUUGCAGAUCCACACCCCUUCCAGGAAUCCGAGUCCGAAAUUAUUUUCCCGGAGGUUUUUCCAGACACAGGUCCACCGGCUCCUGAUAAACCAAAUAGCCGAGAGACUGACGCCAGCGCCGGGGCUCCCGAUAAACCAACUAGCCGAGAGACUGACGCCAGCGCCGGGAGCAGCUCUCGGGAGGUUCGUUCCAUUUCAAACUGGGAAGAGUACGAAUCUCCAGAGCUAUACCAUUGGGAACCUCAAGGACCACAAACGGCUGCUUCCACAGGGCUGAGACUCCGAAUUCCUGCUUUUGGCAGGGACCUGCACCUCAUCCUGAAGAGAGACACUCGGUUUCUGUCCCAGAAAUUCAUGGUGGAGAGGAGACAGAAAGCACAAAAGGCAUCUCGGAGCGGUAUGCCAGUUUCGUCCGCUGCCAACACAGAAGAGAGAGGAUGCUAUUACAGCGGAACUGUUCUCAAUUACGCAGGAUCCAUUGCCUCAUUCAGCACCUGCGCAGGACUGAUGGGCUUCAUUCAACUCAAUGGAGACUUCCUCUACAUCGAGCCUGUCAAUAGAACGCUGGCCGUCYCGGGACAGGCCCACCGGGUGACCAGGAGGAAGCGCUCCACCACCGAGGAGAGACAGACAGACAAGCAGACGACAGACAAACAGACAAGCGGCAACUACUGUGGAGUCAUUCCAGAAAGACAGAAGAGUAAGACCAGGAAACCGUCUGAGGGAGGCAGAGGGAAACGGUACUCGUAUAAACUACUCCACGAGUACAACGUGGAGACUGUGGUGGUGGCCGACCCAGCCAUGGUCAGCUACCACGGCUCAGAGGCAGCCAAACGAUUCAUCCUCACCAUCAUGAAUAUGGUUUUCAACUUGUUUCAACACAAGAGCCUGGGAAUACAGAUUAAUAUCCGAUUGACUAAACUUGUGUUGCUUCACGAAACACCAUCAGACAUGUACAUUGGUCACCAUGGUGAGAAGAUGCUGGAGAGUUUCUGUCGUUGGCAGCAGGAGGAGUAUGGGAAGAAGAGCGUGAUGUCAGACUUUAGCACUCGGUGGAGGGAGGACUUACCCUCCGUGGACACGGCCAUUCUAAUCACACGGAAGGAUUUCUGCGUGCAUAAAGAUGAACCCUGUGACACUGUAGGCAUUGCCUACCUGAGCGGCAUGUGCAGCGAGAGAAGGAAAUGCAUCCUUGCUGAGGACAACGGCCUCAACCUGGCCUUCACCAUCGCUCACGAAAUGGGCCACAACAUGGGUGUGAGUCACGACAACGACCACCAGUCAUGUGCGGACGGCCUCCACAUCAUGUCGGGAGAAUGGGUCAAAGGUCAGAACCUGGGCGAUGUUUCCUGGUCCGGCUGUAGCCGUGACGACGUGGAGAAGUUCCUCCGGUCCAAGGCCAGUAGUUGUCUCCUCCAGACCGACCCGCUGAGCUUGAACUCAGUGAUCCUGCCAUUCAAACACCCAGGGAUGACCUACACGGCAGAUGAACAGUGUCAGAUCCUCUUCGGAGCCACCGCCUCCCACUGUCAGAACAUGCAGUAUGUGAUGUGUUCAGGGCUGUGGUGCCGGGUGGAUGGAGAGAAGGACUGUAAAACCAAACUGGACCCACCCAUGGAUGGCACAGAGUGUGACCCUGGAAAGUGGUGUCGUGCUGGGGAGUGUGUGAGCAGAGCGGUGCCAGUGGAGCCCAUGGGGGAGUGGAGCACCUGGGGGUCCUGGGGAACUUGCAGUCCAACCUGCAGCACUGGCAUCAGUGGACGCCAGCGCAAGUGUGAGAGUCCCAGUGGGAAAAGCCGGGACUGUGUCGGCUCCAGGAUGCAGUACAGGCUGUGUGAGAACCUACCCUGCCCUGCCGGGAGCCCCAGCUUCAGAGAUCAACAGUGCCAGACCUUCAAUCGCCCCUCCCUACACUGGCACUCCGUCAUGGAUGAUGAGAGGCCCUGUACACUGUUCUGUUCCUCCACAGGGAAAGAGCAACCCCGCCUCCUGGCUGAGAAGGUGCUGGAUGGAACCUCCUGCGGCUCUCAGGAGUCUGGCCUCUGUGCCAACGGGACAUGUCAGAAAGUGGGCUGUGACCGGAUCCUGAGUUCGAUGGCAAGAGAGGACCACUGUGGGAUGUGUAACGGCAAUGGCAAGUCUUGUAAYGUCAUCAAGGGGGACUUCAACCACACCAAAGGAGCAG
This is a messenger RNA of Salvelinus sp. IW2-2015, 2890 nucleotides long. NCBI's taxonomy places the organism in Eukaryota, Metazoa, Chordata, Actinopteri, Salmoniformes, Salmonidae. The record is from RefSeq and is a predicted model, not a curated record.